This is a messenger RNA of Malaya genurostris, 1125 nucleotides long. RefSeq lists its product as uncharacterized. The transcript has a single exon. Gene Ontology annotation, molecular function: nucleic acid binding. Gene Ontology annotation, biological process: DNA integration. NCBI's taxonomy places the organism in Eukaryota, Metazoa, Arthropoda, Insecta, Diptera, Culicidae. The record is from RefSeq and is a predicted model, not a curated record. The coding region runs from base 1 to 1125 and encodes 374 amino acids.
AUGAUCUGCGCACGGGCAAAACCCAAGCCUCUGCAACAGCUAAUGGGUAAUCUGCCCCCUGUUCGGGUCAACCAAGCUUACCCGUUUCAGAACGUUGGCAUCGAUUUAGCUGGUCCAAUUUUCGUACGUACAUCACUGAGAAACAAACGUACUCCGUUCUUCAAAGCGUACAUCACGGUCUAUGUGUGUAUGGCUACCAAAGCGGUCCAUUUGGAUCUAGUAACAGAUUUAACUACCGCAGCAUUCAUUGCUAGUCUGCGAAGGUUUGUCAGUCGCCGCGGAAAGCCUGCUCAUAUAUAUUGCGACAAUGCUACGAACUUUGUAGGCGCACAACGAGAACUGGGAGAACUCCGGAAACUUUUCCGCAGUGAGCAACACCAGAAUGCAGUUGCUAAUGAGUGUUCAGACGAAGGAUUUCAUUUUCACUUUAUUCCACCCCGUUCGCCUACGUUUGGUGGAAUCUGGGAGGCCUGUGUUAAGUCUGUCAAGACCUUACUCCGUAAAAUUCUCGGAAAUGCUCAUCUAACUGAAUCUGAACUGCAAACAGCGUUAGUUCAAGUGGAAGCCAUGUUAAACUCUCGCCCAAUCACUCCGAUGUCGGACAAUCCCUCUGAUGAAAUGGCUCUUACUCCGGGACACUUUCUGAUCGGCCGUUCUCUUAAUUCGAUCCCAGAUCCCGAUUAUCAAGAACUUCCCGAGACGCGACUCUCUCGUUGGGAAAGAGUACAACAGAUAUCUCAACAUUUCUGGUCUCGUUGGCACAAGGAGUAUCUUGCAACGUUACAAAACCGUUAUCGCUGGACUCAAGCCACAGAUAAUUUAGUUGUUGGAUCCAUCGUCGUCUUAAAGGAUGAAAGAAACCCUCCACAGAGAUGGCCCCUGGGACGUGUACUCAGCGUCCAUCCAGGACCAGACGAGCUGGUUCGCGUCGCAACCGUCAAAUGUGGCCUCGGCAUCGUUAAACGAGCAAUUUCAAAGUUGUGCCUGCUGCCAGUUGAAAUUGAUCCGUCCACUAUAAUACAAAGCGGAUCUCUGUCCAGUAAUUCCACCGCCACCACGCCAGAGGAAGGUCCUUGCUUAGGGAACAGAGCCGCCGGACACGGUCCCGGCCCCUACUCGGGGUAA